AUGGCUGAAGAAGUAUCUAAGCUUCCAUCUAGCCCUCGAGGAGAACUAGAGCAUGUAACAAUAUCUGUACUGCGGCCAACCAGUGCUGCAUCUCAUGUGUCAUCAGAAAAGUCCAUCACGCAAUCACCAACGAUGAUCCCAAAACUCCCACCAGCUCCGUUUGUGAGGGUACCAUCACCGCCGCUGAGAAUUAAAAGUGGUAAAAAGUCACAAGGUUCCAGUCGUAUGGGAAGCCCAGUGAAGAGUAUGGGCAGUCCUAUGCCGACAUCAAGUAGAAAUUCCGUUAGGGGAUCACGACCGGGUAGUGCCAAGAGCAGCAUUUCCAGUCUUUCCAGCGAGUUCCUGGGAAGUGCUCAGAUGGAGAGUCUACUGCAGGGACUGCACAAUGAGAAUAAAGCUGGUGGAUUCUUCAUGACAUUUUUAGAGAGAACGGAAAAUACAACAUGGAUUAAUUGUCUCCAAUGUUGGCAUGAGUUACAAAGCUACCAUGAAAAGUUCUACGCUGAAAUUUUCAACUCGUAUGAACUAGACAAAAAAGCACAGGCUGUUCAUUCUAAGUACAUUGUUGAAGGCUGCAAGUACAGCAUCGGUGUCGACUCAGAUACACGCAAACAGAUUUACAGAGAGAUAGACCCGCCAUUUGAGGAACUAUUUGAUUCCGCGGAAGAACACAUCCUGCAGUUACUGGUUAUGCCAUGGACAUUGAUGUCUGGCAGUGAUAAGGCACUCUAUCAGAAGAUUGAAUUAGUUGAAGAAAAGCGCCACCUAGAGACCAGUAAGUCCAAGCAUUUGAAGUCGUUACAGCGAAGGGGACUCUUUAAGGAACGUGUCGCAACUCCUGAAUUUAUCGAUGAAGACACAAAACGUGAAGCAUACUUCCUAUCUUUAGAGGACAGAGUUCCAGAAGAAUUCAAAGACUUUUCUUUCAAUACAUUGAUUCACAACAGAUUGGAAUUGGAGCAGUUUAGACUAUUUUUAAAUGAUAACUAUGCCAGUAUGGACCUGAUGUGCUGGUUGGAUAUUGAGGCAUUCCGUAGGAUUCCACAUUCAGACAACGAGAGACGAGAUGAAAAAGCCAAAGAAAUUAAACAGAAAUAUUUGAAUAAGAAAUACUUUUUUGGUCCAAACAGUCCGGCUGGUAAGGAGGGACAAAAUAAGGUAAUGCAAGCCGGUGGUGGAUGGGGUAAAAUAUUACAAGACAGACCACCGACACCGGUACUGCUCGAAGUACAGAAAUAUGUACGAGAGAGACUUGAAAGACGAUGGCUGCCGAUGUUUAUCUGUACGUCAGACUUCCAGGAAAGACAACACCCGCAAGUUAAGAUGGAUGAAGUUGUUGAUGAUGUCAUGAUGAAUAAACGCAAAAAGACUCAACAAGUUUGGAAGAUGUUGGAAAGUCGAUGGGUGUCGUCAUCCCGAGAUAUCAUAGCAUUCCGCAAAGUCUUGAUGAAUCCAGUGUCCUGCAUGCAUUUCAGGAAGUUUGUGUCCGUGAGGGGCGAGAAUUUAGAGAACGACGUUCUCUUCUGGUUAGAAGUGCAAAGAUACAAGGAUCUUUACCAUGCGCAUACAGAGGAUGGCAUUAUACAUCAGAAGAUCCAAGCCGUCAUUCAUUGCUUCCUUGAUUCACAAAUCCCACCUCCUUUGCAAAUUGACAUCCCGCAAGAACAAGCCGAAAAGAUUCUGGACAAGAGGCCCAAAGAAAUGGGACCCUAUGUGUUCAGAGAAGCUCAGUUGACUGUUUUCAGGGUGUUAUUUGCACAUUGGGCAGACUUCUGUAACUAUAGAAACACAAUGGAUGAAUCCAAGAUGGUAGAAGAGUUGGAAAAGAAGAGAAGACGACACAGAGCCAGGGAGAGGGCAAGACAGCGGGCAUUGGAAGAAAGAGAAGCUAAGGAAGAAGUUAGGCGGGCUCGAAGAGAGAAGGGAUUGGCAGAGGAAGAUGAUGAUGAUUCUGAAAUGCGUAGUCAGGCCGGAAGCACUGUGAUACCUGCAAGCCCAUUGGCUGAUUUCCUGCAAGAAGAGGAAGAAGAGCAGCACAUACAAUGGAGAUAUUCUAACUACAUAAAAGCCUUGGAGAAAGAAGAAGCUAUUAUGAAUGCAGAUGAGAAAGCAUCUUCUAUCUUGUCUAGCAGUGAAUUAGGUUCCAUGACAACAAAAAGUGCAACAGAAGAUGCUAAAGAUGAGAGCAAAUCUGAUGAAACUGUGGAAGUGCAUGGUGAUAAGAAAAAGAGACUUUCAAUAAGUCAGGACAUGGAUGUCAAAGGUGUCAGGAAAAUCAACAAAGGAGGAAAAGAAAAUGACAAAAGCAAACAAACAAACAACAUGGAUGGCAACACAACUGAUGUGCAGAGUGACACUCACAGAGGAAAGAAGAAGGUUUCCAUGGCAAUAGAUGGCAAAGAUGAAAGGCCAGGAAGUGGUGGUGAAAAAGUGAAAAAAGUAAAAAUGACACUGAAUGGAAAGAGUCCCAGACAGACGGUGCCAGCCUUAAAAAUAAAGAAGUAAUACAAUUUCCA
Messenger RNA from Saccoglossus kowalevskii, 2516 nucleotides. Its product is annotated as regulator of G protein signaling 22-like. Gene Ontology annotation, molecular function: G-protein alpha-subunit binding. Gene Ontology annotation, biological process: regulation of signal transduction. Gene Ontology annotation, cellular component: cytoplasm; nucleus. NCBI's taxonomy places the organism in Eukaryota, Metazoa, Hemichordata, Enteropneusta, Harrimaniidae. The record is from RefSeq and is a predicted model, not a curated record.